Hemibagrus wyckioides is the source of this 2077-nucleotide messenger RNA. Its product is annotated as E3 ubiquitin/ISG15 ligase TRIM25-like. Gene Ontology annotation, molecular function: protein binding; zinc ion binding. The transcript is spliced from 6 exons. The record is from RefSeq and is a predicted model, not a curated record. Bases 119 to 1762 code for a protein of 547 amino acids. Lineage: Eukaryota; Metazoa; Chordata; Actinopteri; Siluriformes; Bagridae.
AGGUGUGUAAUACGACACUCCUGCAUAAUCAGUAUCCGCAUCUCUAAAGGAAACAAAAGCAAAAGCAUUUUGUUUUUUUUUAACACAGUUUGUUCCGUCUUUCUGUGAGCGCAGGAACAUGGCCGAAGCUGUUCUAACAGCGCAGGACUCCUUCUGCUGUCCAAUCUGCCUGGAUCUCCUGACGGACCCGGUGACCAUUCCGUGUGGACACAGCUUUUGCCUGAGCUGUAUUAACAGCUGCUGGGAUCAUAAAAAAGAUUAUGUCUGUCCCCAGUGCAGAGAGACGUUUGCUCCGAGGCCCGUUCUCAAGAAGAACACCAUGCUGGCUGAACUGGUCGAGGCACUCAGUAAGACGAGACUCCGAGCGGCUCGUCUUGACGCUCGCCCCGGGGACGUAGAUUGUGACGUCUGCACCGAGAAUAAGCACAAAGCCGUCAAGUCCUGCAUGGUGUGUCUGGCCUCGUAUUGCGAAGCUCACAUCCAGACUCACUAUGAUUCUCCUGCGCUGAAGAAGCAUCAACUGGUCGAGGCCUCCGUGAACCUUCAGCAGAAGAUCUGCUCUCAGCACGGCAAGCUCCUGGAGAUCUUCUGUCGCACAGACCAGAAGUUCCUUUGUUGCUUGUGUGUAAUAGAUGAGCACAGUGGCCAUAAGACAGUCUUACCUGCAGCAGAAAGAGCUGAGAGAGAGAAGCAAUUGUUGGAGACAUGGAGGGAAUCCCAGCUGAGAAUCAAAGAGAGAGAGAAGAAAGUACAAGAGCUGAAACAGAAUAUGGAGUCUCUCAGGCUCUCUGCACAGGAAUCUGUUAAAGAAAGCGAGCAGCUCUUCAAUGAUCUGAUUCAGUCCAUUGAGAAAAGACGCUCAGAGGUGAAGGAACUGAUCCAGGCUCAGGAGAAAGCUGAACUGACUCUGGUUGAGGAACUUAUCAAGAACCUGGAGCAGGAGCUUGAUGAUCUGAGGAAGAGAGAUGCUGAGCUGGAGAAGCUUUCACAUACAGAUGACCACAUCCACUUCCUCCAGAGCUUGCGGUCUUUCUGUGCUCCUCUCGGACUUGGAGAGUUACCCAAGUUUGUGAUCAGACCUAAAUUUUCUACAGAAGAACUGAGGAAAGUUGUGUCUGGAUUGACUGAACAAGUGGAGAAGUUCUAUAAACUGCAAUUAGUCAAAUCUGAAGACCACAGCGCCUUGCUGCCUGAGCCGAAGACCAGAGAAGACUUUAUGAAAUAUUUUUGUCAGCUGACUCUGGAUCCAAACACAGCGCACCACCGGCUCUGUCUGUCUAAGGAGAACAGAAAAGUGACCGUGGCUCGUCAGGCUCAAAAACGCCCGGAUCAUCCCGAGAGAUUCGACAUGGUGCAGCAAGUCCUGUGUAAAGAGACUCUGUCGGGGCGCUGUUACUGGGAGGUCGAGCAGGUUAGCAAGAACACCUGUGCAAUCGCAGUGUCUUAUAAAAGCAUCAGCCGGAAAGGCAACAGCAAUGAGUCUAGCUUCGAGCAAAACGACAAGUCCUGGAGUUUCACUUGUUUCAAGUCGAAAUACUUCUUUAAGCACAAUAACAAGGAUAUCGAGGUUCCUGUAGAGACAUGCUCCUCCAGAAUAGGGGUGUACCUGGACCACAGGGCAGGAACUCUGUCCUUCUACAGCGUCUCUGACACCAUGACCCUUCUCUACAGAGUCCGCACCACAUUCACUCAGCCUCUCUAUGCCGGCUUUCAGAUUUAUGGUUACGAUAACUAUUUUCAAAUCUGCGGUCCUAAUUUAUAAAAGCCUGACGUGUCCGUUAUCUGCUUGCUUCUUACUGUGUAGGAUCUGAUGAAUUGUUGUAAACGAAAUGAUCCAGAGUGUAUUUCUAAAUGAGAUUAAACAUCAUCUUUGCUGUGUACAUCAUAGUGUGCAGAUAUCAGGUCAUUUCUUAAAGCCUCUGCAUGGACUCGUUACUCAAUCCGACUUCAGGAUUUCUGCAUUUAAAAAACCACAAGCUUGUUUCUUCUUGCUGACUCGACUAGAUUUAUUUGAGGAGCCUGAACAUGUACUGUACCAUUGUGCCAUUCAUACACAACAAAGCUGGGUGUACAAAAC